Messenger RNA from Maniola jurtina (meadow brown), 1955 nucleotides. It is a transcript of the gene Inx7, whose product is annotated as innexin inx7-like. The transcript has 8 exons. Gene Ontology annotation, molecular function: gap junction channel activity. The record is from RefSeq and is a predicted model, not a curated record. Gene Ontology annotation, cellular component: plasma membrane; gap junction. Gene Ontology annotation, biological process: phototransduction. The coding region runs from base 177 to 1448 and encodes 423 amino acids. Lineage: Eukaryota; Metazoa; Arthropoda; Insecta; Lepidoptera; Nymphalidae.
CGGGCAGAAGUGUGGAGCGCACGUUACUUUCAGCCGCUUUGUUUCAAAUUCAGAAUUCCCGGUUCUAUGAUAAGUGCACUAUUGAGACUGAUAAGGAUUGAAGGCUGUAGAAUAAAUAGACUGUGUGAGGAGCAACAGAAACCAACACUUCCUUCAUGUCAAGAUAGUAAUUCAAAAUGCUAGUAGCAUCCCUAAAUACGCUGACACCGCGUAUGCGGUUCAGUUUCUCAAAGCCAAGGAUUAAUAACAUGGUCUUCAAGCUCCACUAUAAAGCCACCGUCACACUGCUCUUGGCCUUCGUGAUCCUGGUCUGCGCGAGAGAGUACUUCGGAGAGCAUAUCAAAUGCAUUUCUGAUCAAGGAGUUCCUGACCAUGUUAUUCAGACUUACUGCUUCUUCAUGGCCACAUUUACCAUUGUUCGCCACUACAACGAAAGUCUUCUCGAAGACGGGUUCCUUCCCCACCCAGGCGUAGGACCCAUCCUUUCGACGGACCAGACCUUACACCACACGUACUACCAGUGGGUGCCUUUCGUUCUCUUCAUACAGUCUGUCUGCUUCUACAUGCCGCAUUACAUAUGGAAGAAGAAGGAAGGUGGAAGAAUUAAAGCUCUCGUAGAUGGUUUACAAUAUGCUGGUUUGGCGUUAGCAGAAGAGGAUAUGAAAGUUGGGGCCAAUACGGUUCCAUCGAAAGCGACGUUAGAUAGUCGCAUAGAUCUCAUCAAAAAAGAUAUUAUACUCAGGUUAAAGAUAACCAGGACCUGGUCGACCUGGCUGGUCCUAAUGGAGAUAGCGAAUCUUGUGCACCUUAUGUUCCAAAUAUGGAUGAUAGACAUAUUUCUUAAUGGUGCCUUCAUGGGACUGGGACCAAGCGUGCUUGAUUAUAAAGAGUGGCAACAGAUCAAUGAUCCACUCGAGAGAAUAUUCCCUAAGGUGACAAAGUGCACCUUCCACAAAUAUGGUCCCAGUGGCUCCAUCCAACAGCACGACGCGCUCUGCGUUAUGGCUCUCAACGUUAUAAACGAGAAGAUCUACGUGGUGCUGUGGUUCUGGUUCUUAUUCCUCUUCAUUGCUUCCUUACUUGCUGUUAUCUGGAGAUUCCUGUCUUUCUUCAUGUACCGACGGUCGCUCAAGUUUAACGAGCUUAUGUUCCGGCACGCUUCCCAUAGGAAGUUUAACCCCUAUAAUGUGAUCCAGGUCGUCAAUGGCUGCCAGUUUGGUGACUGGCUCUUUUUGUACUACCUCGCGAAGAACAUGAAGGGCAUCGUGUUUCAGCAACUGUUCGAACAUCUUGCUGAAGAAUUGCAAAAGCGCGAAGUGCCAUACGGCCAGAAAGGGGAUGAAGAGAAAGGUGCCGAGCCUAUACUAUUGGGUAAAAUUGACUACGACGAUGAAACUCUACCAAUGAAAGGCUCAAAGGAUGAUCUUAUGAAAGAAAAGUUUUCAUGAAACACGCAAGAACGUUAGACCAUUCUUAAUCUGUGAUAGCAACUUGCUGCAUUUAAAAAAAAAUUAAGAUAAGUAGAAUUCUUGCUCAAGUAUUGUUAGACAAUAAUAAUAUUAUGUAAGCAUAGAAGCUACCGAUUUUAUUAUGAUCCUGCAAAAGCGUUUACUAGUUAACGGGUACAUAAGUAUAAGUACCGGUGACCGGAUGUUAUAGUAGGUACUUUACCGGAUAUAGAACGAAUUGAUAUGAUAAUUAUUUACAGUUAGGUAUAAUAAGUGUUUGGAUGAAAAUGUUUGCAACCUUUGGAGAAGAAUUUAAUUUGUGUUUUGUGUUAAAAAUAAUCGAAUAAGUAAUGCGAUACUCAAAAUUUUGUUUAUCAGGAUUCAGGAUUAUUUCGUUUCUUAUUUAUACAAGAGAGAUAGUUUUGAUAGAGGUGAAGAUUUUGUGUAAAGUAAUACUUAAUUUAUUAAAUAAAUAGUAAUAAAAAGUACUCCGAUUUGCUCAAGGGA